UGUGUGUGUGUUUGUGUGUGUAAGAUGGCGAGUGAAAUGGCAAUGUCAAGGAUAUCAUACGACUGUGCUUGUACACAUCUUUCGCGAAGUGCAAAUUAUGCACAAAUUGCAUAAAUAUUUAUAAUACAUAAUUUAGCAAUUAUUACGUUUAUCAACGUUUACGUAAGCGUGAAAAAAUGAGAUAAUUUGUCGCAUCCAUGAGAAAUCAGUUUUGAUGUAAUAAGCAUCAUACGCUUUGCGAGUUAGACACUUCGUUUUGCUUGAUAUCUUAUUGAUAUUUUAUUUUGUAAUUUUUCUGAGAUAAGUUAUCCAAUUAAAAGUUAAGGUCUAAAAUGAUGUUGCAGAGGUUAUAUCGUUUUACAAACUGCAACAAAUUUCUCCAAACAGCCGUUGCACGAAAUAUUUAUUCGACAUAUAAGAAAGAAUAUAACAUACAAAAUGUUGGAAAAUUAUCAAUGAUAUCGUCACUUACUGCUAUGGGAACAUGGGGACUCAUAAAAAGCAAAAGCAAUGAAGAAAAGAAAAUAGAAUCCACAACUUCAAAGACAAUGAAAGAACUUCUUAACGAAGCAGAUUCACUUUUUGAUCGAGGAGACUAUAAAGGCAUAUACGAUCUUCUGUCAAACUACAAGGAUGAUAAGAAUGUUGAAAUCUUAUGGCGUUUGUCCAGAGCUAUAUAUUGGAUGUCUGAAACCGCUAAUGACAUUGAAGCUCGAAAGUUAACUUAUGAGGGAUACGAUUUGUUAUGUACCGCUCUUAAUAUUAAAGAAGAUCAUUUUGCUGUUCAUAAAUGGAUGUCUAUACUUCUUAACAAGAAAAGUACUUUAGAGGGUACAAAAACACUUAUAAAAGAAUCAUACAAUAUUAAAAAGCAUAUGCUGAGAUCUAUGGAAUUAAAUCCUGAUGCAAUGAUAUUUCACAUGAUUGGAUUCUGGUGUUAUAAGAUUUCAAGUUUGCCAUGGUAUCAAAGAAAAAUAGCAUCUGUCAUAUUUGAAGAACCACCAGUUUCAUCCUUUGAAGAAGCAUCGAUGUAUCUUGAAAAAGCUGAAGAGAUAGAUCCAAAUUUUUAUAGUCACAAUUUACUUUUGUUAGGAAAGACAUAUUUAAAAUUAAAUCGUAAGGAAGAUGCGAUAAAAUAUUUGAAAAAAACUGUUGAAUACCCUGCAAAAAAUGAUGAUGAUCAAAAAGCGAAACAAGAAGCACAAAAAAUAUUAAAUAACAUUUAGAGACAAAAUAUAUAUAUAUACACGCAUACAUACAAAACAACUUAUAAAUAAUUUUUUUGUAUUUUAAUAUGUUUAUUAUUAAUUAAAUAUAUUAAUUUUAAUAUGUUUAUUAUGUUUAUUAUAAGUAAUAAACUUUGUAUAAUGUCGUAAUA
Molecule: messenger RNA, 1378 nt
Organism: Pogonomyrmex barbatus (red harvester ant)
Lineage: Eukaryota; Metazoa; Arthropoda; Insecta; Hymenoptera; Formicidae
Product: regulator of microtubule dynamics protein 1
Cellular component (GO): mitochondrion; spindle microtubule; cytoplasm
Molecular function (GO): microtubule binding
Source: RefSeq, a predicted model, not a curated record